ACAAAUAGAGAGAGAGAGAGAGAGAGCAUAUGCUUCUAUUACAACUUUCAUAAAAAGACUUUAAAGUUGAAACUUGGGCUCAAAAAAGUUGAAACUUGAAAACCAUCUCUUAUAUUUUCAUGCCCCUUCCCCACAUCCUUUGGCCACUGCACGGACAAUGAGUUUCAUUGAAGGAGGUGUGUGGAAAAGAAAAGGAAAAGAAGCAAUGGAUCAAACCCACCACAACAACGAGGCCACCAUCAUCAACAACUCAUUUCCUCAUGACACAAAGAAGAACAAGAAUAAGAAAAAAGAUCAUCAUCAUCAUCAUCAUGAAGACCGUGAAAAAACAAAACGGUUUGCUCUGGUGUCGUUUUGGGAGUUGCCAGAUUACAUGAAGGACAAUGAGUUCAUACACAAUUACUACAGAUCCAAUUGGCCUCUCAAGGAAGCUCUCUUCAGCAUUUUUCGUUGGCAUAAUGAAACUCUCAAUGUUUGGACGCAUUUACUUGGGUUCAUUUUAUUUUUGGGAUUGACUCUGGCGAAUUUGAUGGAAGUGCCUCAGGUUGUUGAUCUUCUUGGCUUCUUUACCAGGUCUAUGCUUAAUAGUGCUGAAACAAAUAUUUCUCAUAAUUCCAAAGAUUUCAUUGUAGAGACAACAAAACUCAUUGAUUUGAAGCAUGUAACAUCUCCAGAAAUGGAUAUUGCCACCGCAUCACGGUGGCCAUUCUUUGUCUUCUUGAGUGGCUCGAUGUUUUGCCUCCUCUCAAGCAGUGUUUGCCACCUAUUUUCUUGUCACUCUCACCACUUAAACCUCAUGUUAUUGCGAAUAGACUAUGUUGGAAUAACCAUUAUGAUCAUCACCUCCUUUUUUCCUCCAAUUUACUACAUAUUCGAAUGUGACCCUCUUUGGCAAUUUGUCUACCUUGGUGGUAUCACGGCAAUGGGCAUAUUCACUGUUGUUACAAUGCUUUCUCCUUCACUUUCAAGUAGCAAAUAUCGUGGAUUUCGAGCUUUUUUGUUCUCAUCCAUGGGGUUAUUUGGCAUUGUCCCUACAAUCCAUGCUCUUAUUAUCAACUGGGGUAAUCCUCAGCGCAAUACUACCCUAACAUAUGAGUUGGCCAUGGCCACAUCUUAUUUGACAGGGACAUUUAUUUAUGUUACUCGAAUUCCAGAGAGGUGGAAGCCCGGUUGGUUCGAUUUGGCAGGGCAUAGUCAUCAAAUCUUUCAUGUUUUCGUGGUCAUGGGUGCAUUGGCUCACUAUGGUGCCACUCUUGUUAUCUUGGAUUCCCAAUACACACUCAACUGUGAAAGGAUUAUGUAGUACACCUAUGUUAUAUGUGACCAUAACUUCGGUUUAUGCCUUGAUUCAUGUAGAUAGGGACAUUAUAUCAUCAAAUUGUGAGUGCAUAUUUAUCAAAAAAAAAAAAAAAAUUUGUGGGUGCAUAUGUAAUUUGGUUUAUAAGGAGAAUAUACUGUUAUUAAAGAUCUGAAUUAAAUUUAGAUCUGAA
Molecule: messenger RNA, 1490 nt
Organism: Quercus robur (English oak)
Lineage: Eukaryota; Viridiplantae; Streptophyta; Magnoliopsida; Fagales; Fagaceae
Product: heptahelical transmembrane protein 1
Exons: 4
Coding region: 158-1303 (381 amino acids)
Biological process (GO): response to hormone
Cellular component (GO): membrane
Molecular function (GO): signaling receptor activity
Source: RefSeq, a predicted model, not a curated record